CAGGCCGACCGCAAGUUCACGGAAGACUGGCCCGGGGGUGCCCCGCAGGUGGAGGUCACAGCUGGUUGGCUGCCUCGACUUCAGCAACGUUUGCACGCUGCGCGCUCGAGGCUGCGGGAACGCCGCGCCGAUGCGCUCCUCUAUGCGCUGGUGGAUCUCUGUGCCGACGAGCUGGUGGCGGUGACCAGGGCAUUCUUCGCACGGCUCACGUGGUUGGAGGAGGACUUGCGGAUCCGGGGAGACCGGAGUCUGCUGGACCUGGGCGAGGUCUCCCUGGCGCAGCUGCAACUGGCCAUCGUGGCCCGGCGCCUCCGGAGUUUGCAACGCGUGGUGCGCCGCGCUAGCGAGUACCAGGAACCGAAUGGACGACAAGAACAUCUACAUCACCCUGCAGGGCGUUCGUCCGUGAAAGCGGGUCCGAACGACCUGCAAGCGGGUCCGAUACGGUUUGUUGCAUGUUCCUGCACUUGGUAGCUUGGUGUGGUGCAAGGAGGUGGGAUUCUUUUUCAUUCUUUUUGCUCCUGCAGAGGGCCAGUCAGAGGACCACAUGGAAGGUGACAACCACUGGGUGGAUGAUAAUAGUUUUACCCAGAGGCUUCGUGAAAACAGCCCGACCAGUCCCUAAAAAGCUUAAGGGAUUUGAGACCCCCAGACCCCUCCAUAUGAGGCACCGAUCUAUCCAGAGGGUCCAGGAGCGUUUGGGUACAGAGGUUCAUGACCUGUGAGGUGCAUGGGACUGUUUGCACAGGGUAGCACGAAAAGCUUCGAUCGGCCUGAAAAAGGAGCCCCCCCAACCCGUCCCGAUCCUUCAGAGCAAGCGGAGGACCUUCAUACUACGGGCUCAG
Molecule: messenger RNA, 845 nt
Organism: Durusdinium trenchii
Lineage: Eukaryota; Dinophyceae; Suessiales; Symbiodiniaceae
Source: the annotation of a GenBank genome assembly